GCCACAGCAGCCAUAAAGGAGGUUCCGCACAGACACACAUACACACGCACCAGUCUGGAAGGAAUUAGACAGCUGAAACAGCGGCUGAGAGAGACUUUGGCCACUUCUGUGCGCUCUGUGUAACCUGGAUACUUGGGGAGACUAAAAUACUUACCUGGAUGCCGCCCCAAGAGAGCCGAAGCCGGCUGCAGAGAUUUAAUUACUGAAAAGUAACUUUUUUUAUGCUUUUAGAUUUUUGUCUUCUAAAUUUCUCUGACUUUUUUUUUCAACUUCAUUAACUUUUUUAAAACAAAAAUAUGACUGAAACUAUCCGAAGUUGGUGAGGAUUAUUUAUAUAUUUUUACAGCUUUGAUUUUACAUAAACUUUCCAUAUAAAUGUUGCCAAAGUUGACUGACAAGCUGUUUGCACACUAGAGAUGAAUGUGGCCCCAGACUGAUUAAAGGACACGCUGACUCUCUCAUUCCCGAAGAUAAGGAUUGUUUUUGAUUUUUUUUAUUAUUAUUAUUUAUGAGGGCAUCGUUGAGUGGAUUCAUGAGAAUCGCUCAAACUUAUUUGCCACUUUCUUCGCUUGUGGACCGCUACCAGAGCUGACGGAGGUGACCGCAACCCUUCUGCGGACCAACUAGCGGACAGCAGCUGCUUCAAGAUGAACUGUCAGAGAGUCCUAACCUACCUGAGGAUAUUUGGGACCACCAUGUUCGGCGUGUCUCUCCUGGUGGGAAUCUCCACAGCCUACAUCAUGGGCUAUCAGUUCAUCACCACAGCCCAAAAUCAUCUGUCCUUUGGCCUAUAUGGUGCUAUCUUGGUCGUCCAUCUAAUCAUCCAGAGCCUCUUUGCACUCCUGGAGCACCGAAACAUGCGGCGCUCCUUGGAGACGCCGAUCAAACUGAACAAGUCCUUGGCCUUGUGCAUUGCAGCCUAUCAGGAGGAUCCAAGCUACCUGAGAAAGUGCCUGGUGUCAGUGAAGAGGCUGACGUACCCGGGGAUCAAAGUUAUCAUGGUGAUCGAUGGGAACUCAGAUGACGAUCUGUACAUGAUGGAAAUCUUUAAGGAAGUAAUGGGAUGGGACAACUCAGCGACGUACGUGUGGCGGAGUAAUUAUCACAUCAAAAGUCCAGAAGAGACUGACGAGAGCUACGCUGAGAGCUUGCAGCAGGUCUCCAGACUUGUUCUCAACAAUAAGUGUGUGUGCAUCAUGCAGAAGUGGGGAGGCAAAAGAGAGGUCAUGUACACAGCCUUCAAAGCACUAGGAAGGAGCGUGGACUAUGUACAGGUGUGUGACUCAGACACCAUGCUAGACCCAGCAUCAUCCGUGGAGAUGGUGAAGGUUUUAGAAGAGGACCCAAUGGUUGGAGGUGUUGGAGGAGAUGUACAGAUUUUGAAUAAAUAUGAAUCAUGGAUCUCCUUCCUGAGCAGUGUCCGCUACUGGAUGGCCUUCAACAUUGAGAGGGCUUGUCAGUCAUACUUUGGUUGUGUCCAGUGCAUCAGCGGACCUCUAGGAAUGUAUCGUAAUUCUCUCCUGCAUGAGUUUCUUGAAGACUGGUACAAUCAGACCUUCAUGGGGUCCCACUGCAGCUUCGGGGAUGACCGUCAUCUUACAAACCGAGUACUCAGCCUUGGGUAUGCAACCAAAUACACUGCACGAUCAAAGUGCCUUACGGAAACGCCUAUUACAUAUCUACGAUGGCUUAAUCAACAGACUCGAUGGAGUAAGUCUUAUUUCAGAGAAUGGCUUUACAACUCCAUGUGGUUCCACAAGCAUCAUCUAUGGAUGACGUAUGAGGCAGUAAUCACAGGAUUCUUCCCAUUUUUCCUCAUCGCAACUGCAAUCCAGCUCUUCUUCCAAGGACGACUCUGGAAUAUUUUGUUGUUUCUACUCAUUGUGCAAGCAGUGGCAUUGAUCAAAUCGUCAUUCGCCAGCUGCCUCAGAGGCAACAUUGUCAUGGUGUUCAUGUCCUUCUAUUCAGUACUGUACAUGUCAAGCCUGUUGCCAGCCAAAAUGUUUGCAAUAGCAACUAUUAACAAGUCAGGCUGGGGGACCUCUGGGAGGAAAACAAUAGUGGUGAACUUUAUUGGUCUGAUUCCAAUAACAAUUUGGUUUACCAUCCUUUUCAUUGGGAUUAUUUACACUAUAAUCCAACAGACUAAAAAACCUUUUCCUCAAUCAGAAGAGAUUGUGCUCAUCGUUGGGGCAGUGGUCUAUGCCAGUUACUGGGUGAUACUGUUGACACUAUACACUGUCCUUAUAAACAAAUGUGGAAAGAGGAAGAAGGAAACAGAUUAUGAUAUGGUGCUGGAUGUGUGACCUAAAGGCAAAAACGCCACUAACCACUAAACUGAUUUCAGUUUUUAUAUUCCUGUUUACAAUUUUUUUCCCAUGCAGAACAACUCUGGUGGCAAAAUUGGUUUAGUUCUACCACAGUGGACAAAGAAAGGGUUGAGCUGUAAUAAUUAAAUCCGUGCUCUUGGACGUUAACAAGUAAUGGCUAACUGGACAUCUUUUAGAUAUUUAGAACGGCAAGGUUGCCAUUAUUAUCAAAGUUGGCUAAAAAGAGUGCGAGGCUUUGUAAAAUUAGCUACCUCUUACUGUCUCAUCCACUGGGCAUCUGUCUAAUGUAGGUAACUUAGUCAGAGAAACUGUGGAUUUUUAGCUUUUCUAUUGGGGUAUAACUUGACCAGGAAGAAUAUUUUUCUCCCAGAGAGUCAUUGUCACUAAGAUGUGUCUGUACACCACAAACCGAGAAUGUUCUAUGUGUUUCUGCAUUGAAAGCGAGCCCAAUGACUGCCGGUUUGGGCCCACUAUCAAAAAACUGCACAAGGAGUAUUGCAAGGAGGCACCUCCUCUGAGCAACUAGUGUUACCAAAGUGUCCAAAUGAUCUCUUUGUUGAGGUUUUACCACACCACCAUGCAAUGGGGUAAUACAUGAAAGAUGGAAAUAUUUGUCUUAGUAAAUACUUUUCUAAUAGGGAUAUUGACAUGAAAUUCACACCAGGUGUUGGUUAAAUAAUCUAAGAUAAUCUACACAUACAAAUAAAUCAAAACGAUUUUUCCAUAAGGAAUGUGUAAGAAAUUAAAAUGAGGGAAUAAAGAUUUAACAUGCUUGCUGAAUGUAUUUAAUACUAAUAGAAAGCCUUUUUGAUAAUGACAAGCUCAAGACAUCUCCUGUUUUAAGAAACUACUCUUAUGCAAUGAUCAGAUAAACCAGUCUUCCACACAAACUGUCUUCAAAUUGCUAAUGUCUAGCUUCACAUCGCAAGAUUUUAGCUGAUUUUGAAAACCUGAGAGACACUAAUCAUAAUGAUAAAAAGCAUAGCUGUAACAGGUUUGCUCGUAUAGUGUGUUGUGUCCGGUCAAAGGGCAAGCACACAGAUGACCGGAUUUUUCUCACGAGCAUUCAGAUGUCAGUAGGGGAAUCUCGCCUAACAAACCUCUUUGACACCCAACAUGAGAGUUCAAACUAAACAAACAUGGACAACGAUGAAGUACAAUGGCGAUAUUUCUUGGACUAAUUUUAACAGAGAUAUUAAUUGAUAAUCUUUAUUGGAUUCAAGUCUAGUGUUUAUAGCAGAUUUACCUUGUCUGUCGAAAAGCAGUUGAGUAUUUUCCCUGGCUGUGUGACCAUUUGCUUGCUGAGAAAUCCCCCUUGCAUCAUCUUGUUAAAAGUCUCUUUGUACAUUUCUUUAUUCAUACCUCAGUCAUGCAGUCAGUCAGUUAUAUGAGGACUGCCAGUGCCACAUGCUGGAAAACAGCCCUGUACCUUGAUGAUCCUACCCUCAAACCUCACCACUAGUGUGGUGUUCAUGGGUUAUGUGCAGUCCAUCUUCACCUCUCGGCCUCCAAAGAGUUUAAUUCUGGAUCUAUCUGAUGAGAUUAUAUCCUCCCAGUAUUUUAAUGGUGAGUGUUCCUCCAUGAACUUUAAACAAGUGUCAACGGGCUCUUUCUUCAGCAGUGGAGUCUUGUGCAGUGACUGUAUACAGAGACCUUGAAAAUUAGAAACUAAAUGGCCAAAAUGUGCCAAGCACCUCUUGAGGAUGACCGUUCUGUACUUUUUGAUAGUUUCUGUUUUCGGACACACUUAUUUUGAUGUCUUUGUAGGUGUAAAUUACAUAGCUUUUUUACUGAUAGUUGGUGUGAAUUUCAUCAAUACCACAUUAGCAUAUGCACAGAAAAAUAUUUCCAUGUUACAUACCUAUUUCCCCAACUGUACGUGCAAAUUACAUUUGUUUUUUCUAAAAUGUAUCUCUGCACUGGUUCAGUCAGUUUCAGUGUAUCUGAUGCAUCCAGGGUAAUAUAUUGGUGUGCCUUCUCAGUGUUUUAACAGUUGCAUACCAGUUUACAAAGCACAAAAGGCUUUACAAUUGAGAGCUGCUUUCAGCUGCACUCAUGUCGUAUGGGAAGCAUCCGUGAACUGCACCUGCUUUACCAGGUCAGGGAUUGUCUCCAGUGGAUUCCACUCUGAGAGGUACCAGCCAACCUACACGGUUCAACCCAUAAUUAUCUUACUGUGAAGAAACAAUGCUGCUCAUGGCACUGUGCUGCAGCAAUAGUGGAAGGAUUCUGUGCAUCAUACAGCAGCAUCUUCACGUCAAUUUUAGCAGAAACUGUAAGCCUCUAAAACUGACAACAGAACAAGGUGACGCUCCUUGAUUUUGGUGCCAAGAAAAAAAGAGCCCUAGCUGUUAUUGGUAGGUCUGAAUGUACUCUGAAGUAAGACAUAUCAUCAAUGACAGUUAAUGCAAACUUCCCUCCUCCGUCAGUAGGCCUAAAUUCAGCAAUGACUGGUGGUCAUUUUAAGUGAAUUUAGGAUUAGCAUGACUGUUGAAUGUAAAUCGGUGUUUUACAUGGUGACAGACAAAUAAUGUUCAUAAACGAUCCCAUAUGACAUGACUGCAGGAGUCUCAGUGUUUACAAUAUGAAUCAUUGUUUGAAUUUUUUUUUUUUAACUUGACCAGAUGUACAUGUAACCACAAGCAAAAGACUUUGCAUUGCUGCUGCUGUGACUGUAAUUUUUGCGGAAACAAUGACUAUUGUUUCCAAACCUUGUCGAAUAUAAAUUAGGACUGUAUGUUACACAGAAAAUCAUUUUAAGCAGUCCUACUGAUAUAUUUAUUUCAACCUAGUUGAUGGAUGACCACCAAGCUGAGGAGGUGGAAGUGUUACAAUCCAAGGACUGUGAUUUUUGCUUUCUGCGUACCUUUGUUCCCUUAAGUUCUUCAAAUAUUGUGUUAAGGAGAAUGUGGCCACACCUGCUUGCAUCGCUGGACUCUGUGCAAGGAAUCAAGUAUAGAAGAAAGAAAGAAUUUUAUUGUGGGAAGUACUACCUAAUAAUAGGAAUGGAAAUAAGGGCACUUGACAGAAGGGAACAUCAUUUUGGGAUAAAACAAGUCCAGUGUUUGCUGUGGAUCAGGAGCUGAUAUGAGUUUAUAUGUUAUGCACUUUUGCGUCUCCCCUGUUCUCCAGCCUGAUGCUUGACGUAACCAAGAUCAAAUACCUCUCUGGAUUGCAUCAAGGUGUUGCUGUCCAAAACCUGAUGCAAUAGGAUGGAUUUCAAGAGUCUGUUUGUGAUUUUAAAUAUAAAACAGUGCAUGUUUUUCUACACAGUUCCAUAUAAAGACUGAAAGAGCUGGAUUUUUUUCUAUUGUGUGUCAUUACAUUGAUGUAGCUGUAUUUUUACUUUGUAUUUCAAUGCCUUUUGUAAGUAGACAUUUUUGCUUAUAUGCCAAAGAAUUUGGUUUUUAUUUUCAUUAAUAUUUUUAUAAGAAAAAAAUAUUUGCUGUACUUUUAACUGUUCCAACAGUUUCUUAUAUAUCUGACCAAACAAUGUGAAAAUAUGAGCUGGGUGAGUGAGAUUUUUUUCUGCAAUAACAAUGGAAAAAUGCAAUUUGUCAGAGUAAGUUAUUGUUUUUUUUAUUUGUAUUUGAAUAGACAAGCAUCAUAUUUAUUUGAGAUGAUUCUGUGCUUUAUAAAAAAAAAUCUUUAAAAUAUUGUCAAAUACAUAUCAAAUCCUCAGAUCACAUUUUUACACUGCAAAAUAAAAUUAUUAUUUUCAGAUUGUACGAUACUUUAUACAGGAAAAUAAUUGUUGGUCUUUCUGCAUCAAUAGAAAAAAAUGGAAACUACAAUAACUAAUAAAGGAAAAGCGGACUGA
Messenger RNA from Fundulus heteroclitus (mummichog), 6150 nucleotides. It is a transcript of the gene has2, whose product is annotated as hyaluronan synthase 2. Lineage: Eukaryota; Metazoa; Chordata; Actinopteri; Cyprinodontiformes; Fundulidae. The transcript is spliced from 4 exons. The record is from RefSeq and is a predicted model, not a curated record. The coding region runs from base 648 to 2306 and encodes 552 amino acids. Gene Ontology annotation, molecular function: hyaluronan synthase activity. Gene Ontology annotation, biological process: hyaluronan biosynthetic process; extracellular matrix assembly.